CUGAAAUGUGGGAACUGUGGUGAAGUUUCUGAAAAAUGGCAGUAUCUGCGAUUGAUGGACAGCGCUCCCCUGAAAGGAGGCAGAGGCAGUGCCACUAUGGUGCAGAAAUGCAAGCUGUGCUCCAGGGAGAACUCCAUUGAUAUUUUAAGUCAGACAAUCAAGCCUUACAACGCUGAAGACAGUGAGAAAUUCAAAACAAUAGUGGAGUUUGAAUGCCGAGGCAUGGAACCGGUUGACUUUCAGCCACAGGCAGGGUUUGCUGCUGAAGGUGCAGAAUCUGGCACACCUUUCAAUGACAUAAACUUAUUAGAAAAGGAUUGGAAUGACUAUGAUGAAAAAACAAAGGAAUCUGUUGGAAUCUAUGAAGUUACCCAUAAAUUUGUAAAAUGCUAAAGUUCAUACCCCUAAUAAUCUCAACAUGUUUAUUGAUGAAGGAGCUGUAACCAUCACAGAUGCAGUUUCCUCGGAGUUACUUUUCACAUGGCUAUACUUCAGAAAUGGAAAACUACAUUGUACUUACUGUCCCCAGGACGUCCUAAUAAAGUAUUUUCCACAG
Molecule: messenger RNA, 556 nt
Organism: Balearica regulorum gibbericeps (East African grey crowned-crane)
Lineage: Eukaryota; Metazoa; Chordata; Aves; Gruiformes; Gruidae
Source: RefSeq, a predicted model, not a curated record